Parasteatoda tepidariorum (common house spider) is the source of this 1031-nucleotide messenger RNA. RefSeq names its product coiled-coil domain-containing protein 169. The record is from RefSeq and is a predicted model, not a curated record. Lineage: Eukaryota; Metazoa; Arthropoda; Arachnida; Araneae; Theridiidae.
CAUUUAAUCUCUAGUGAGUGGCAACGUAUCUGAUAUUGAUUGUUUUAAAAUGUCGCUUGACUGUAGUUUCGUUUUCUGAGAUCCGAAAAUUUGAAAGAUAUUUACGUUUGCAAUUCUUAUUUAAAAUAUGUAUACUAGACGGCAAAACAAGUCAGUAGGGAGCAAAUCAGCAGUAGAUGCAAAUAAAGAUGUGGAAACUCUCCGAUCUGAGAUUGAGAAUGAACAGAGAAUGACCGAAAUGUUAGAUUUGUCUAUCGAAGAACUGCAAAGAACUGUUGAUGCAUUAGAGCAACAAGUGGAUCAUACUGAUAUAGCUGAUGAGGAUGAGUGGAAAGUUAGGUACUAUACUCAAGUGGAGGUCAAUGAACAGUUGGAGAGACAAAGAGAUUGGCUGAUGGAAAGGGUUGAAGCUGCUAGAAAUCAAAGCCAAGAAGGUGUUUCUGCUUUGCUAGCUGAACUUGAUCUUGAUAGCCUAACUGAGAGUCAACUUCUACGUUAUUUGAAGCAAUUGGAAAAAGACAGGAAUUCAUUAUAUAAUGAGUUACGAGAUAAAGAAUGGAAACUUGAUCAAGAAUCCAAGACAUUCCAUAAGUUCAAUGAUACCAGGAAAGCCUACAUGACAGAAAUUACUGAAGCAAUGCUUAACUUGGAAGCUAUGAAAAGUCGUCUUAGGAUGUUUGAAGGAAGUGAAAAUGGAUCAAUCGCUAAGUGUCCUCGUCAUUUAAAAUAUUUAAAUAUUUUACCGGAUCAAAGAGUCAUUGAUCCCAGAAAAGGACCAAUUAAAAAAACUGCAGCAGUUAGAAGCCUUCCAAAACUUAAUACAGCCGAUAAAGAUUUUAAUGAUGACGAUGAUUUAUUGGAUAAGCAGAGUAAAAAGUCUGCAGAAUUCUAACAUUGCAAUUUGUUUUUAAUUUAGAUGAUUUAUCUCCAUUAGUUGUAAGAAUCUUAUUUGCCUGUAUAGGUUUUUAAAGUCUUUCAAGUCUUUACUGUAAUACUCAUCUCUUGCACAAAUAAAAACAUAUUGUUCAUUA